Molecule: messenger RNA, 2008 nt
Organism: Spea bombifrons (plains spadefoot toad)
Lineage: Eukaryota; Metazoa; Chordata; Amphibia; Anura; Pelobatidae
Product: KIAA1671 ortholog
Exons: 8
Coding region: 200-1327 (375 amino acids)
Source: RefSeq, a predicted model, not a curated record
CUCAAGGAGGCUACAUAAGGUCAUAGGGGUCCAGAGACCUUGUAGUACUUUUUACACUGUAGCUUUUAAACAUACCACUUUCAUUUGUAUACUUUGUAACGCUGCACUUUCAAUGAGACAAAAACCAGUAACGGACUGACUUUCUGGAAAACACCGGGGAAGUGGUUGUGAUUUUUAUUUCUGCGGGAACAUUGGGAUUAUGGAGUAUCUUGGAGAUAAGCUGACGGUGGCACACACUCACAUGAAUCAAUGGAUGGGCACCAUGCGAAGGUCCCUACAGGAAGCCCUCAGUGUGAUGUCAACUGCUGUCGCCCACGAGCGGACUAGCAUCGAUGGGGGAAGUAGGAACCCCUUCAAAAGGACAUCAUCGUUCCGACACUUCGCCUCCCGCAGUCGGGAAUCCUUCCGGAGGUUUUCAGUCAGGAGCCAGCAGCGGUUCUCUUCCCUGAGGAAAAGGCAUGCGACUUCCGACCAGACUGACCCUGAGCAAGUGAAACAGUGCUUCACGAGAACCUCUUCAACCCACAAGGACACCGAUUCCCUUGUUCCAGAGCCCGACCGGCGCUAUGGCACAUGGAGCCAUGACCAGCAACAGAAUGAUGAUGGCUUUGUGCAAGAUUCACCAUCCUUCGAGAAUGUCACCAGCAGGAAGCAGCCAUCACACAGCCGCUUGUCCUCUCUGUCCCAAACGGAAACCGACCAGCACGACUCAAUCACUGACCCGCAUGAUGCCAGCUUGGAUCGUUCCAGCUUGGACAUGGAUUCGACGGAUGGCACAGAGAGCACCCCUUCUUUCAAAGAGGCCAGAUUAACGGAUUUCUCGUUUAUGGAUCAAACGUCGGUCUUGGAUUCCACAGCGUUAAAGAACAGGGUGCAACUUAGCCGGAGGAGCCAACGUCGUGCUCCCAGCCAGUCCCAGCGCAGGAGCCGCUUACUACAGUCCAGUAGCCAGCUUGCAGUGAUAGAGGAUGCAGACAGCCCUUGGAUGUACACAGAUUCUACAGCAGAAAAGGCAGAUAAGAAAGAGGACAGUGAUGAAGAUGAAAAACCACAAAGGAUCUCCGCUCAGCCUCAGAGAGUGCCAAUGUUUCCCGGCAUGAACCCCUCCACCUUGAUGGCCCAGCUCAGGAAAAGACCAGAAAGCAGUGGGGAAUCACCAGCUCAGCCAUCAAGGUCGCCAAAGUCACCUCUCCCACAAGGAACCUUAGGCAUCAAACUCCUUCCCACUUCAACAGAUAAGCAAGACAGAGGGGCAGAGGAAUCCCCCCAGUGGUUAAAGGAGCUGAAAUCAAAGAAGAGACAGAGCCAGUAUGAGAACCAAUCUUAACAGAUCCAAGGCUCAACCAGACGUGGGCACGGCAGUUUUAACAUAAGCCUUAAUCCACCCACCCUUACACAGCAAACCCCACAACCCUCGGCUGUCUUGCUUCGUCUCAACUGCAACAUGUUCGGUGCCUUUCCAUUCUUGCGGGGAAAAAAAAGCUGCUUAGUUAUAGAAAUGGAAAAAAAGUUGUAUUUUAUUGGAGAAGAGAAAGAAAUGUCACUUUAGGACUUGAAUAAAUAUCUACUUGAAAUGGAACUCUUUAAAAGCCAAAGGUCGCUGCUUCUGAUGACCUUUUGAUAUAGAAGGAUUCUGGACAGUGACCACAGAAUUGUCAACGGAAUGAAUGUGUCAAUGUGUUCUGUGAUGUAGAUGAUUGAUGGAUGGGGGGGUGAGACUUUUGUGUUUUGUUUAUGGUAAAUUUCAGUUUCAUUUAUGACUAUCUUUUCUUUGUUUGUCGCUUCGAAUAUAAUUCACUCUUCAGAAGAUUAUUUUCUCCCUCCCAGAGUAUAUACAUAUAUAAAUAUAUAUAUAAAGAACAAAUUGUUUACUGCCAAAACAAAAAAAAAAACCUUGACUACUUUUUGUAAAAUACUUUUUAAUAAUCGGUAUGAGAACACAAUGCAUUUUUUAUGUUUUCUUGGUGAUUUUAAGUUUGGGUCUGGCACAAUAACACUUUUACCUAAA